AUGUCAGAUAGUACGGAUCCAAAAACACAGUCAACUGAGGAUCCAAGCAGUUUAACUGUUCACGAGCAAGGACAAGAGCAGGGUAAGAUGUUAUUUGGAACCAAGUUGGAACACGAAACGUAUCCUCCGUGGAAAGACUACUACAUCAAAUACAACCACUUGAAGAAACUCUUGAAAGAAGGUGUGAUUUUGAAAAAUAAUUGGACUGACAAGGAUGAACAAAACUUUGUUAGCGCUUUGGACGAAAACCUUGAAAAGGUCUUUUCUUUCCAACACAACAAGUUUGACGAAUUGAGCGACGAGUUGAACAAAUUGCAAUCAUUAACUGAGGUUGCAGAUACAUUUGAUGUUGACUCCUUUGCCAAGAAACUCGACAAUUUGUUGAAUGAAGCGCAGAAUCUAGAACACUUUCAAAGACUAAACUAUACUGGUUUCAUCAAAAUCGUGAAAAAACACGAUAGAAUCCAUCCAGAGUACUCGGUCAAGCCAUUGCUCAAUGUGAGAUUGAAAAACUUGCCAUUCCACUCAGAGGACUACUCGCCAUUGUUGUACAAGAUUGGUACCUUGUUUCAAUUUUUAAGAGACAAUUACGAAGUUGACCGCUCAUUGUCCAAAUUAUCCUCAUUCAAUGAUGGCGCUUUAAAUGGCGAGUUUCAAUCAUUUAAAUUUUGGAUUCACCCUGACAAUUUAAUGGAAGUGAAAACCACAAUCUUGAGACAUUUACCUGUGUUAAUUUACGAUUCAAAAAACAAAAAUGGAAAUAUCAACAACAAUAACAACAACAACAACAACAACAACGGUGAUGACGAUGACGACGAUGACGACGAUGAUGAUGAAUACGACGCAGAUGGAAAUAAAAGUCACAAGGUUACACAAACUGACCAAACCAUCAAUUGCUUGUAUUUUGAUAACGAACAUUUUGACCUUUAUAAUCAGAAAUUGACAAAGUUGAACAACUCGGCAACCUUGAGAAUCAGGUGGAUUGGAAAAUUGUCUGAUAAGCCCAAGAUCACUAUGGAAAAGAAGCAAUUUGAUGUCAAUUCCAAUUUCCACAUUGAUGACAAGAUUGAGCUUAGACAGAAAUAUAUCAAUCAAUUUGUGAUUAGAAAGGAUAUUCCAAAUAAAUUUACAAAAAUCAAUGAUGAGCAAACAGUCAAGAGCUUAUUAAAGUUUAUAGAAGAAAACAACUUGCAACCAAUAUUGAGGACCACUUACAAGAGAACUGCUUUCCAGAUCCCUGGAGAUGAUAAGAUUAGAAUUAUUAUUGACUCAAACUUGACCUUUAUAAGAGAAGAUGCAUUUGACUCUCAGCUCCCCAUUAGAGACCCAAGCCAGUGGCAUCGUUUGGACUUGGACAAUGCUAAAAACACUCAACAAUUUUUGAGAAAAGGUGAGUUCAACAAAUUUCCAUUCUCAACCAUGGAAAUCAAGAUUAAGAAAUCAUCAGUAAAGAACUUUAAGAAAUUACAGUGGAUUAAUGAGUUGAUCAAUAGUUCUCAUUUGGUUAAGGAAAUUCCAAACUUUUCCAAAUUCAUCCAUGGUGUCGCUAGUUUAUUUUUGGAGGAUGACAAGUUGGAUAAUAUCCCCUUGUGGUUCAAUGAGUUGGAGGGUGACAUUAAUGAUGAUUUGCCCAAGAUUGUUGCUCCACAUGGCAAGUCCUCUAAAAACGACCAAAUUGCUAAAUUGACUGAUGACGAUAAUCUUUCCAAAUUCAAGUCGAUGUUGAUGAAAAAUAGCUCAUCCAAUUUUCAACCAAGAUCGGCCUCAUUUUCAGGUAGUCUUUUAUACAAUAAAGGUGACGGUGAUGAUAAUACCAACAAUAAAGAACCAGAAAGUAGCAAAAAAAUAGUUACCAUCGAUGAAGAGCUAGAUGAGCCCGGUAGUUUCCCAUCCAAAUUGCAAAAGCCACAGCAUCACCAGCAAAUCAAUAUGACUACUGAUGACCAGUCUUCUGACUUUGAUGAUAUUGAUGAUGAUGAUGAUGAUGACGACGAUGAUGAUGAUGAUGACGGCAAUGAAAAUAGUGGUUCCAGUAGGUCGAAAUCAUCAAGGUCAUUGGGCAAAUUAAUAAAUAUACAAAACCAAUUCUCGAAAUUGGUGGAUGUGUACUCUGAAGAUGAAGAGAUUGAACUACCUCCAGGAGUUGUUAAACCAGAACAGUGGAUUAAAAAUAUGGGGCCAUUAAGAAUUGAGCCCAAGGUUUGGUUGGCAAACGAACGUACUUUUAACAGAUGGUUGCAUGUCACAGUAUUGUUGUCUUCUUUGACAUUUGUUAUAUACAAUUCGACAAAGAAUUCAAACUUUACACAAUUGAGUUUAUAUUUGUCAUGGUUUUAUUUCCUAUUGACGGUAUUUAGUUGUCUUUGGGGAUAUUUCAUGUAUAUGACCAGAAGAGGUAUAAUUAUGGAGAGAAGCAGCAAACAUUUGGACAAUUCGAUUGGUCCACUAGUUGUUGCCUUUGGAUUGAUGGUUGCGUUGAUCUUGAACUUUAUAUUUGGAUGGAAAAAUAUGCAGUUGAACACUAACUCUGAGUGGUAUGCAAACAAUCCAAUGCACAAAAAAGUGCAUGAGUUUGUCAUUAAUAUGGUAAAUUAA
Lodderomyces elongisporus is the source of this 2595-nucleotide messenger RNA. RefSeq names its product vacuolar transporter chaperone (gene VTC3). The record is from RefSeq and is a predicted model, not a curated record. The coding region runs from base 1 to 2595 and encodes 864 amino acids. Lineage: Eukaryota; Fungi; Ascomycota; Pichiomycetes; Serinales; Debaryomycetaceae. The transcript has a single exon. Gene Ontology annotation, cellular component: fungal-type vacuole membrane; vacuolar transporter chaperone complex.